Symbiodinium sp. CCMP2592 is the source of this 177-nucleotide messenger RNA. NCBI's taxonomy places the organism in Eukaryota, Dinophyceae, Suessiales, Symbiodiniaceae. The record is from the annotation of a GenBank genome assembly.
AUGGUUCAAAAUCGCUGGCGGAGCCAAAGCCAGAGUGGUGGAAGAGGCCCUCCAGUUGGCUCCGAAGACGGGAGCUUGUUUGGAGAUCGGGACCUAUGUGGGCGGCCAUCUCAGCUGGUUCGUCCAAUGAAGGAAGGCUUGAAAUCAUCUCUUCGUUUUGUUAUAUACGCCCCCUGA